GUUUGAUUAACUUGGAUUGCAGGCUAGCUACCGCAAGAGCCGUGAGGGGGCUUAGAACAAUCUCCUGAAUCGAUCCUCUUUUAUUUCGUUACGUUCUGUUGCUGACCAGUUUUCUUUAACCGUCGGAAUGCGUUGUGAACUACCCCUAAUGCACUGUAAAGAUGUUUUGUCUUCCCCAAUUUAUGGAGAUGUAGGGUUAGUGAUGACUCCAUUGAUGCGUAAAGUUGGUUAGUAGACCGUAAUUCACGCCUUUCACUUGACCUUUGCCUUUCAAUGAAGGCAUAAAUGGUCUUCAGUGAAACUGUGAAUAGAAAGGAAAUUCAACGGCUACACCAACUCUCGGUCGAAAAUGCCAGUAAACCUGCUUCCAGGUCAUAUAUAAUAUUGCGCAAGACACCCUUGGGUGCAUUCUGCAACCUAUCACCGCCUACCACCCACCCACGCACACUGCCUCAGGCCCCCCGAAACACCGCCCAUAAGCUCCCCAGCCUAGAGCUCCAACAUCCCAUACCUUUAUCCCGCGGAGUCCAACAGACAACAAUCCUCCCACUACCCGCUACAUUCUCCCCAACUCAACGACAAUCACGCUUCUCAAUCCGCGCCAAGCCCGACUUACCUGAAAGCCAAACGACCCCGUCCUCCCGCAAACGCCGUGGAGAUACUAGCGAUACCUUUACGUCGCGAGCGGAUCCAAAACACACCCAUCACAUUCUCAAUCCGAACCAAGAACCAAGCAAAAACCAAAGACACACCGGCUGGUCCCUGUGUCCGAGUGCAUUGACAUCCUACCUAGCGACGUAUCCAUUUCGACUCAUAUAAACCUAGGAACCAAAAUGGCGUCCGGGUACGUCCAUCUAUACUCACCCUUUAUACCCUCCUCACACCAUUCAACAAAAGAAGACUAACAAUAAACUAAAGCUGGAGUCUGAUCAUCGGUUUAAUCAUCAUCGUUAUUGCAUCCGUGGUAGCGUGGAUCUUCAGCCCCAAGGGCGAUAAUCAAACGUACAUUUCCUUACCCCCCCCCCCCCCCCCCC
This is a messenger RNA of Aspergillus alliaceus, 1034 nucleotides long. RefSeq lists its product as uncharacterized. Lineage: Eukaryota; Fungi; Ascomycota; Eurotiomycetes; Eurotiales; Aspergillaceae. The record is from RefSeq and is a predicted model, not a curated record. The coding region runs from base 286 to 819 and encodes 177 amino acids. The transcript has a single exon.